AUCGCAGCUGUUGGUGUCCGAGGCUGCAGGGUGAGAGGCCGAGGCCUGGCUGGGCUUCAGGACACUGAACCCGCCGCAGCUUCAAAUCGCUCGCUUCCGGCGUCAUGGCUCAAAGGGCCUUCCCGAAUCCUUAUGCUGAUUUUAACAAAUCCCUGGCCGAAGGCUACUUUGAUUCUGCCGGGAGGCUGACUCCUGAGUUCUCACAACGCUUGAACAAUAAGAUUCGAGAGCUGCUUCAGCAAAUGGAGAGGGGCCUAAAGUCGGCAGACCCCCGGGAUAGCACGGUUUACACUGGCUGGGCAGGUAUCGCUCUGCUUUACUUACAUCUCUAUGAUGUGUUCGGGGACCCCGCUUACCUCCAGAUGGCACACGGCUACGUAAAGCAAAGUCUGAACAGUCUGACCAAGCGCUCCAUCACCUUCCUUUGCGGGGACGCAGGCCCCCUAGCCGUGGGCGCCGUGGUGUACCACAAGAUGAACAAUGAGAAGCAGGCAGAAGACUGCAUCACCCGGCUAAUUCACCUGAACAAGAUUGACCUCCGUGCUCCAAAUGAAAUGCUCUAUGGACGAAUGGGCUAUAUCUAUGCCCUUCUCUUUGUGAAUAAGAACUUCGGAGUGGAAAAGAUUGCUCAAAGCCAUAUUCAGCAGAUUUGUGAAACAGUCUUAACCUCUGGAGAGACCCUUGCCAGAAAGAGAAACUUCACAGCAAAGACUCCACUGAUGUAUGAAUGGUACCAAGAAUAUUAUGUGGGGGCUGCUCAUGGCCUGGCAGGAAUUUAUUACCACCUGAUGCAGCCCAGCCUUCAAGUGAACCAUGUGAAGUUACAAAGUUUGGUCAAGCCCAGUGUAGAUUAUGUCUGCCAGCUGAAAUUUCCUUCUGGCAAUUAUCCUCCGUGUGUGGAUGAUAAUCGAGAUCUUCUAGUCCAUUGGUGUCAUGGUGCACCUGGAGUGAUCUACAUGCUCAUCCAGGCCUAUAAGGUCUUCGGGGAGGAACAGUACGUCGACGACGCCUACCAGUGUGCUCACGUGAUCUGGCAGUACGGACUGCUGAGGAAGGGCUACGGGCUGUGCCACGGCACUGCGGGGAAUGCCUAUGCGUUCCUCACGCUCUAUAACCUCACGCAGGACAGGAAGUACCUGUACAGGGCCUGUAAGUUUGCUGAGUGGUGCUUAGAUUACGGAGAACACGGUUGCAGAACGCCGGACACCCCCUUCUCCCUCUUCGAAGGAAUGGCUGGAACCAUCUAUUUCCUGGCUGACCUCCUAGUGCCCACAAAAGCCAAGUUCCCUGCGUUUGAACUAUAAAAGGAAAGCCUGCCCCCUGCAAUGCACUGCAUGACCCUUUCUGUAUAUCAAACCUGGACUAAGUGCUUUCAUUGCUUUUCAAGGAAACAUAGAGUCAAACCGUGUACUCCAUUGAGUUGAGUUGUUGUUGUUUUUCAGAACUUGCCUUUGGUUCCUUUUGUUCUGUCAUUUACUUUUACUUGAAAGUAUCCAAGGAAAUCUCUUAACUUUAACCUCAAUUCCUUCCUAAAGGUAGGAUGAGUGAUAUGUACAGUGUUUUGAGGGCGUAGGUAUAUAUAUAUUUCAGAACCUGGAGGAAAUCUCUUACUUAAGCUUAUGAAUAUAACUAGCAGUUGCUGUUCUAAAAAUGUUGAAACUAAAUGUAGAUAAAUAUAUGGUUAUUGGUGGAUAUUGCCCUCCACCUUUAGAGUAUUUUUCCUCCAAUAGGGCAGACUGUUUUAUGACUUGUUUUUCUUUAGGUGAUUGAUUGUGAAGGGGGACAAAAAUAUUAACCAUAUGCUUCUGAGACAAAAGUUGCAUGAGUUGCAGCCUGGUUUAAGGACCGAAAUACCGCUUUUCAAAUUCACAGUGCUGGUUUAACUAGAGAUAAAGAUACUUUCAGAUUUGCUUCCUCUUGGUAGUAAAGCAUCCGGGCCCUAUAAGCCAGCAUUUUUAUCAAAAAGUUCUAAAAUGCAGUGGUGGUUUUAAAAACUCUGAUUUGAAGAUUAGUUUCAAGGUAAGCAAACAAAAAGUUUAUUGUUUCUUCUAAAAUAAGCGAGUGCAUUUUUGAAUGAUUUAUUUAAAUUUGUUCUUUGGAAUUAGUAUAAGAUCAGGAGACGAGUUUUCUGUAUGUGAAUGUUGUGACUUAGGAUUUGAGUCCAUCCUGUCCACCCUACCUUCUGAACUUUGACUUGUGUUUUACUUCCUUGGCAGUGACUGUACUUUAGUGCUCAUUCUUUGGUACAAGCCAUAAGAUAUUUUCCUUCCUUUCAAUCUAUCUGGAUGUUUGUCUUUUUACUAAAUAGUACAGUACUCUACAUCUCUUUAAAAGGGGGGAGGAGGGCUAUGUAGCCAAUAACUUGAACAAAAACACUAAGCUUUCCAUAGAAAUGCUGUUUAUUUAGGAGGUAUUAGCCAGUGAAAAUGUUUAGAACAAAUAGAUCCUAUCUCUUUGCAUAUCCUAGGCUUAACUUAAAUUCCUCAAUUUCUGAGCCCUUGGGAUCAGGAUCCUAUAUUUAUAUGGUAGAUGAAGGAUCCCUGGUGCUUCACAUUCUGUAUAAAUGGUCCGACUCAUCAGCUUCCCCUCCCCUUCCUUCCUUCACUGCCUUUCCCAGGCUGGUUUCAUCCUUUCUGUAUGUUUCGACUGAUUUUAGAACAUUUUGCAGCUUUACAAAACAGGGUCUAAGAAUUUUAAAUGUGCCUAUUUCUCAGUCACAAAAGCAUGCUAUUUUUAUUUUAACUUUGAACCAAAUCCCACUGGGUAUAUGUUGGUUCCUGUGGAUAGUAGUCCCCUAUUAUUUCACAUUCAGCACCAAAACAGCUUAUAUUAUUGGAAAUUGUCGGACCCUUGAAAGGCUACCGACAGAGGGAUCUAAAAAAAUAGCCCACUGCUCAGUUCCUAGGAUUGGCUUAUUCCUCUGUGACUCGUGCCCGUUGGGCAAACCUCGUGCCUCUCAGAUGUCGAAGUGCUGCGGGUGAGCUGUGCCUUUCUCCCAGGCCGUUCCCAUGAGCUGCGGUGGCAUUUAUAGUAAAGCUAAUUUGCCUUGGGCUGGGUGUCCAACUUGAAAGAUUAAAAUCCACUUAGUUUAGUUAAAUGUCUUACUAGACUGUGCCUGUACUUUGAGCUACUAUAAUUACUAACCCAAGGGAAAGAGAGCAAAACACACUUUCUCUUAGCCAGAGGAAACUUAAUCAUGGUACAUCUCCAAACAUCUUGAUUAAUUUAACCCCGGGAAGACUUCAAGGCAGGGAGAAGAACAUUUUGAGUAAGAUCCUUGUUAAUAUUUAGAUUGCAAUUAGGAGCACCUGGGUGGCUCAGUCGUUAAGCAUCUGCCUUUGGCUCAGGUCAUGAUCCCAGGGUCCUGUUAUCGA
Molecule: messenger RNA, 3374 nt
Organism: Neomonachus schauinslandi (Hawaiian monk seal)
Lineage: Eukaryota; Metazoa; Chordata; Mammalia; Carnivora; Phocidae
Gene: LANCL1
Product: LanC like 1
Exons: 10
Coding region: 105-1304 (399 amino acids)
Biological process (GO): carbohydrate metabolic process; peptide modification
Cellular component (GO): plasma membrane
Source: RefSeq, a predicted model, not a curated record